GUACAUAUACAUGUACAUGAUGUUGGGAACUACGUCUGAUGUAGCUUUUACGUGUAGGUAUAGUACAUGUGUCAUCGCGGUGGCUAGCUGUGGUCUAAACUUAACACAAAAAUGUCGACUGCUAUGAAUUUUGGACAGAAGAGCUUCAAACCUCGACCACCAGACAAGGGUAGCUUUCCACUAGAUCACGAAGGAGAAUGUAAGAUUUUCAAGGAGAAGUUUAUGGAGUGUCUGAGGAAACAUCACAGUGACAACAACAAGUGUCGGCAACAGAGCAUGGAAUACCUCCGGUGUAGAAUGGAUAGAGACCUGAUGACAAAGGAACCCUUGAGAAAACUUGGUUAUGGAGAUAUCGAUUCCACAAAGGAGAGGAACAGCUAACGAAUGAUUCAGAACUUUUAAAACAAUCGCUGGACAAUUGAGACGAGGUUGCACAGCUGAAGUCCGCACGUACGGCUAAAGCAUACACAUGUAGCUGCAGAGGGCACGUCUUGCUGGCGGUCUUAUGGCAAACUCACUUUGGCCCUGGGAAAAACUAUGGGAACUUUUAUACUUUUUACCCUGUGAUACCAUACGGUAGCAAUGCUGGCCCAAUGGCCAUGUGGAAAAGCUCUUGGCAAGGAGCGUGAGAUUCUUGUCUUGUUCAGAGUGAUUGAUUCAUAGUAACUUUCAUUCUGAAUUGUGACAAGAGGCAUUAUACCAGCCAUUGCAUGAAAAAACCUCUCUGGUGUCAGCAGGUUAGAACAAAAAUGGCUUCUAUAUAUGGUAUAACCAACAGAAGCAAUUCCCGUUUUCUUCCAGCCAGUUGCAAACUGUCCAGUUAAUUUUAUCUGUUUCUGUUUUAAUAUUCUACCUGUCAAUGUAAGAGUUGAUCCCAGAAAAUUCCAGUUUUCCAUUUUUAAACCUGAAGCCUCCUGUGAGCUGCGUCAGUGCUCUAUCUUAGCUAUCUAAAGUUGGAAGUCUCUCAUUCUAUGAAGGACAGGUUCAGAUCCCACUCCAACCAAUAUCCCUGUGCAACACUUCAUCCAAAUUGAUGUCCAAUACAAGGGAAAAAAUUGUCAUUUUCGCAUGUGGUGCUUUGUGCGCUUUAUUUAUCAAGUAAACUGUUGCCACUGUGGCAUUCACGUGAUCUUCAACUCUGGUCAUGUCAUAAUGAGCAGCAUACAUGUACAUAUGGAAGCUGGUAGAGUGUCCUACUGAAGGACAUGUGAUCAGAAGGAAACAGUUAUUUGGGUCUAUCAGUUUGACCUCUGAAGUGAUGUGAAAGUUAUCUGGCAGUGUAACCAAUGUCUGUCAUGGUUUUGUUUUCAUCACAGGUCACAAGAUAUAUAGUGAGUUGAAAGUUCACUUAUGAAAAUACACCCUUGGUUUGGGUCCAAACUUGAAAACUACAUGUACAUAUCAUGUGUAUUGGCUAUUCAUUUUGCAAAAGAACACUGGAUCACACACAGUGCGUGCUGUCAUCUAUUGGAAGCAUUUAUGCCAUCGAAUCACAGUGUACAGUUUCAUUUGUAGAUAUUUCAGGAAUGAAUAAACACCGAUACAAAAUAUUAACAGCAGAAUGUAAUACCUAGCUGCCUUGGUAACUUUGAAAAAAAUUUAAAAAGCAGGUAUUUCACAAUAUUGGUAAUAAGUGUAUAAAUUUUUACUGUUCAUCAUACAUGUUUUUCUUUACUUUUCACGAAGAGUAUUUUUUCCAGUUUAACCGUUGCCAAUUGGAAAUUAAAAUUAGCGCUAAUGCAAAGCAGCAGUUGGUGUUAAAACAAA
This is a messenger RNA of Acanthaster planci (crown-of-thorns starfish), 1767 nucleotides long. Its product is annotated as cytochrome c oxidase assembly protein COX19-like. The record is from RefSeq and is a predicted model, not a curated record. Gene Ontology annotation, cellular component: mitochondrial intermembrane space. NCBI's taxonomy places the organism in Eukaryota, Metazoa, Echinodermata, Asteroidea, Valvatida, Acanthasteridae. Gene Ontology annotation, biological process: mitochondrial respiratory chain complex IV assembly.